GUAAAAACACAUCUAUUCCGUCGUCGAAGGACAACAAAACUCCAACGUUCAAUUUUCUCCUUAACCGGAAAAGGGCACCAACUGCUGUAAAUAGAAAGAGUUUCCCAAGGGUUCAAAAUCUAAAGAAGAAAACGACUGCGAGAAAAUGUUUAGUUUUCUCGAGUAAAUGAGUCCCACAAAGACUCAAAGAGAAAAAUAGUCUACUCAGAAAUAUUGUCAGAGUAAUGGCUGCAGUUGCAGGGAGAUUGAGAGGAAUCAAAAUGGCUUUAAAAAAGACACUGCCGAUGUCUUCUAAUCAAUCUCUAAGAGCAGAGACCACUGCUUGCCUUGCUACAUCUGCAGGACAGUUUCAAGAGAAGGAAAAAUGGAGGUGGUUAGAUUUAUUGCUUUUUAUUCCAGGGGCUGCAACUUUUGGAUUGGGAACUUGGCAACUCUUUAGACGUGAGAAGAAGAUAGAGCUCCUGGAGCAUAGAAAAAAGAGGUUGGAGCAAGAUCCUGUUCCUCUGUCUAAUUUUCUUUCGAAUGCUUCAAAUCCUCAAGCAGAGGCCAAUAUAAACUCUUUAGAGUUUAGGAAGGUGGUCUGUAAAGGUGUUUAUGAUGAGGCUAAAUCAAUUUAUGUUGGCCCUCGUUCAAGAAGUGUUUCUGGAAUAACAGAAAAUGGAUACUAUGUAGUGACACCUCUAAUGCCCGCCCAGAAGAACAAUGAAAGUGUGCAGUUACCUUUACUAGUUAAUCGAGGAUGGGUCCCACGUAGUUGGAGAGACAAAUCUUCUCAAAGCCCAAAAGAUGCCACACCACUCUCAAACACAACUUCAACUGAAAAAGGAAAAGCUAAAGGAGAUUCUUGGUGGAAAUUCUGGUUUAAACAACCUGCUAUCGUGAAGGAUAUGGACACCGAUCAUGAUGAGGUAAAAGUGAUUGGUGUGAUACGAGGAAGUGAAAACCCAAGUAUUUUUGUGCCACCAAAUGAUCCUGAAUCUGGUCAGUGGUUUUAUGUGGAUGUGCCAGCUAUUGCCCGGGCAGUUGGACUUCCUGAGAAUACAUUUUAUGUAGAAGAAAUUGAGGAAACAGUUGAUGCUAGCAAUCCAUAUCCCAUUCCUAAGGAUGCAAGUACAUUUGUUCGUUACUCGGUUAUGCCACAAGAUCAUCUGAACUAUGCACUAACCUGGUAUACUCUAUCAGCUGCAACUACCUUUAUGGCAAAAAAGAGACUGCAGAAAAAAACAUUUCGAAAAUAAGAUGGUCUGCCGUAGAGCUUAUUUUGAGAUCCUUUUCGCAGAGAUUGUUCUAAUAAUUUGGUGAGCACUAAUGUAGUGUGAUUUAGCAAUAUGCUGUAGAAAAUUCAAUGUUUGAGCAUAUGCUCUUAAAGUAGGCAGAGAUGGUAGAUUUUUGUGAUGUUUAAUAUGUGAGAGUCUUUUGGUAUCCAUCUCAAUGCCUAUACAUAAGUAUCUUGACUCAUCAAAUUUUGUUCUAUGUACAAAGUGGUAUUUAUACUUUGUUUUUCUACUUUUAAAUCUUUUGGCGUAGAAAAGGCCAAGUUUUUGGCGCA
Molecule: messenger RNA, 1549 nt
Organism: Cryptomeria japonica (Japanese cedar)
Lineage: Eukaryota; Viridiplantae; Streptophyta; Pinopsida; Cupressales; Cupressaceae
Product: surfeit locus protein 1
Exons: 6
Coding region: 225-1238 (337 amino acids)
Cellular component (GO): membrane
Source: RefSeq, a predicted model, not a curated record